Oryctolagus cuniculus (rabbit) is the source of this 3504-nucleotide messenger RNA. The record is from RefSeq and is a predicted model, not a curated record. NCBI's taxonomy places the organism in Eukaryota, Metazoa, Chordata, Mammalia, Lagomorpha, Leporidae.
GCAGGCAGGGAUGCGGCGGGAAAUGGGCGUUGCGCGCGCCAGGAAGCCCUGAACGUGCUCUUCUGAGCCCCAGUUGAAGAAACGCCAGCCUCUCACCCUCCAGGAUUUCUGCAAAAGUCUGCAGUCGAGGAGAGAAGUCCUAAAAGAAAAAAAUGACCCAAACAGCAGCCGCACCACCUGAGCCGCUACAGCCGCUCUCUCAGGACUACGCUAUGGCUGAGCCCGGGCACCGCCGCUGUCUCUCCGCCCGGGGCAGGGGGAAGGUUGAGAGGCGCGCACUCCGGCUUCUGCGGCUGCUGCUCUGGGCUGGGACCGCCUUCCAGGUGACCCAGGGAACCGGACCGGAGCUUCACGCCUGCAAAGAGUCCGAGUACCACUAUGAGUACACCGCGUGUGACAGCACGGGUUCCAGGUGGAGGGUCGCCGUGCCGCACACCCCGGGCCUGUGCACCAGCCUCCCCGACCCCGUCAAGGGCACCGAGUGCUCCUUCUCCUGCAAUGCCGGCGAGUUCCUGGAUAUGAAGGACCAGUCCUGUAAGCCAUGUGCCGAGGGCCGCUACUCCCUGGGCACGGGCAUCCGCUUCGACGAGUGGGAUGAGCUGCCCCACGGCUUUGCCAGCCUCUCCGCCAACAUGGAGAUCGAUGACAGCAUCAACGAGUCCACUGAGAACUGCACUUUGUCAAAGUGGGUUCCCAGGGGCGACUAUAUCGCCUCCAACACGGACGAGUGCACAGCCACGCUGAUGUACGCUGUCAACCUGAAGCAGUCCGGCACCGUCAAUUUCGAAUACUACUACCCAGACUCCAGCAUCAUCUUUGAGUUUUUCGUUCAGAACGACCAGUGCCAGCCCAACGCCGAUGACUCCAGGUGGAUGAAAACCACCGAGAAAGGAUGGGAAUUCCACAGCGUGGAGCUAAAUCGAGGCAAUAACGUCCUCUAUUGGAGAACCACGGCCUUCUCAGUGUGGUCGAAGGUUUCCAAGCCUGUGCUGGUGAGAAACAUCGCCAUCACAGGGGUGGCCUACACAUCCGAGUGCUUCCCCUGCAAACCCGGCACCUACGCCGACAAGCAGGGCUCCUCCUUCUGCAAACUUUGCCCGGCCAACUCGUACUCCAAUAAAGGGGAAACCUCCUGCCACCCGUGUGACCCUGACAAAUACGCAGAGAAAGGAUCCUCCUCCUGCAAAGUGCGCCCGGCCUGCACAGACAAGGAUUAUUUCUACACACACACCGCCUGUGAUGCCAACGGAGAGACGCAGCUCAUGUACAAAUGGGCCAAGCCGAAGAUCUGCAGUGAGGACCUCGAGGGCGCGGUGAAGCUGCCCGCAUCCGGCGUGAAGACCCGCUGUCCCCCCUGCAACCCAGGCUUCUUCAAAACCAGCAACAGCACCUGCGAGCCCUGCCCCUACGGCUCCUACUCCAACGGCUCCGAUUGUACCCACUGCCCAGCGGGGACGGAGCCUGCCAUGGGGUUUGAAUACAAGUGGUGGAAUACGCUGCCCACCAACAUGGAAACGACUGUGCUCAGUGGGAUCAACUUCGAGUACAAGGGCAUGACAGGUUGGGAGGUGGCUGGCGAUCACAUUUAUACAGCCGUUGGCGCCUCGGACAACGACUUCAUGAUCCUCACUCUGGUUGUGCCAGGAUUUAGACCGCCUCAGUCGGUGAUGGAAGACACAGAGAACAAAGAGGUGGCCAGGAUCACGUUCGUCUUUGAGACCAUCUGUUCCGUGAACUGUGAGCUCUACUUCAUGGUGGGCAUGAAUUCCAGGACCAACACCCCCGUGGAGACGUGGAAAGGUUCCAAAGGCAAGCAGUCCUACACCUACACCAUCGAGGAGAACGCCACCGUGAGCUUCACCUGGGCCUUCCAGAGGACCACCCUUCACGAGACAGGCAGAAGGUACACCAACGACGUUGCCAAGAUCUACUCCAUCAAUGUCACCAACGUCAUGGAUGGCGUGGCCUCCUACUGCCGUCCCUGCGCGCUAGAAGCUUCUGACAUGGGCUCCUCCUGCACCUCUUGUCCUGCCGGUUACUACAUCGACCGAAACUCGGGGACGUGCCACUCGUGCCCCCCUAACACAAUCCUGAAAGCACAUCAGCCUUACGGUGCCCAGGCCUGCGUUCCUUGUGGUCCAGGGACCAAGAGCAACAAGAUUCACUCUCUCUGCUACAACGACUGCACCUUCUCCCGCCAUGUUCCCUCGAGGACUUUGGACUACAAUUUCUCAGCUUUGGCAGACAUCAAAACUCUGGCUGGAGGGCCAAGCUUCACUUCCAAGGGGCUGAAAUAUUUCCACCACUUCACCGUCAGUCUCUGUGGAAACCAGGGUAAGAAAAUGUCCGUGUGCACUGACAACGUCACCGACAUCCGGAUUCCCGAGGGCGAGUCCGGAUUCUCCAAAUCCAUCUCAGCCUACGUCUGCCAGGCAGUCAUCAUCCCCCCAGAGGUGACGGGCUACAAGGCCGGGGUGUCCUCGCAGCCUGUUAGCCUGGCUGAUCGACUAAUUGGAGUGUCAACAGAUUUGACUCUGGAUGGGAUCACCUCCCCUGCUGAACUCUUCCACCCAGAGACCUCAGGAAUACCAGAUGUGAUCUUCUUUUAUAGGUCCAAUGAUGUGACCCAGUCCUGCAACUCUGGGCGCGCGACCACCAUCCGCGUCAGGUGCAGUCCGCUGAAGCCUGCCCCAGGAGUUCUGUCGCUGCCAAACUCGUGCUCCGAGGGGACCUGCGACGGCUGUAACUUCCACUUCCUGUGGGAGAGCGCGGCCGCUUGCCCGCUCUGCUCGGCCGCUGACUACCACGCUUUCGUCAGCAGCUGUGUGGCUGGGAUCCAGAAGACUACUUACGUGUGGCGAGAGCCAAGGGUCUGCGCCGGGGGCAUCUCUCUGCCCGAGCAGAGAGUGACCAUCUGCAAAACCAUCGACUUCUGGCUGAAAGUGGGCAUUUCCGCGGGCACCUGUACUGCCAUCCUGCUCACAGUCCUGACUUGCUACUUCUGGAAGAAGAAUCAAAAACUGGAAUACAAGUACUCCAAGCUGGUGAUGAACGCCACCCUCAAGGACUGUGACCUGCCCGCAGCUGACAGCUGUGCCAUCAUGGAAGGGGAGGACGUGGAAGACGACCUCAUCUUUACCAGCAAGAAGUCCCUCUUUGGGAAGAUCAAAUCAUUUACCUCCAAGAGAACUCCUGACGGGUUUGACUCGGUGCCACUGAAGACGUCGUCAGGGGGCCCGGACAUGGACCUGUGAGAGGCACCGCCUGCCACACCGGCCCCCUCACCUUGGCACAUCCCCUUCAGAGGCCAUGGCGAUUUGGGUGCCGGCGUCCUGCGAUCAGUGCCCGCUGCUGGAGAUCUCUUCAUUGUGGCCUUAACAGAAGAAGUUCGAAUUUCAGAGCUUUGGGUUUUUAUUUUUUGUUUUUUUUUUUUUUAUAGAAUACCUAAACCCUCCUUUCUGCUUGUCUCGAACCUGCCAAAUACACCCACACGUUGUUUAUAUA